Molecule: messenger RNA, 4065 nt
Organism: Klebsormidium nitens
Lineage: Eukaryota; Viridiplantae; Streptophyta; Klebsormidiophyceae; Klebsormidiales; Klebsormidiaceae
Source: the annotation of a GenBank genome assembly
CUGAUUUUUCACACUGCCAGUGGAGGCCAGACUUAGCCGCAGCGCUGCGCGUAGCGCCGUAGCCGCUGUAGCUCGGAUUGGUACAGGGGAAGAGAUUGAGCUGGGUGUCUGUGAAGGACGAUUGAUAGACUGUCACCAAGGCAAGAGUUCACAUCGGCGCUGUAGGCGCCGCGCAGGCCCCACAGGCCCUUUUCAGCAUGGCGGCAAAAGUGACCAUCGAUGCUAAGACAAUUCAGAGCGUGACUUUGUACACCUGGUUACCAUGGUUCCUCCGGUUGGACGUCUGGCCCUUUGUGUCUUUCUACCUCGCCUGGGCGGGUUUCCUUGUUCCCAGACUCGACAGGACCGGUAGUUUUGUCUGCCUGAUGUUGAUUAUCGUCGUCCACAUCCUGACUGAGCUGUUCACAUACUGGUCCAUCAACUUCAAGGCCCUCGCGCUUUGUGCAAGAGUGAAGGAGAUCAGGAAGGCGGAGGUUGUCAAGGUGGUCCCAAAGAAGUUCAGCGGUCACACGGAGAUUGUUCCGUUGAAAAGGAAGCGGCUGGGGGGGUAUGGCGGCGAAGAGGAGAUCAGUUUCCAGUACAGGAAGCAGCGAUUCAUCUACAGCCGUUCCGAGGCCAUCUUCCGCAAGCUCGACUUCCCAACGAAGUGGAUGUUCAAAGAGUACCUGAGGACGCAAGGCCACGAGACGGAAGCAAAAGCAAAGGCGGCGUUUGACAAAUGGGGACGGAACGCCUUCGAGUUCCCGGCCCCCAAUUUCCUGAGCCUAUACAAGGAGCAGUGCAUGGAGCCAUUCUUUGUGUUCCAGGUGUUUUGUGUGGCGCUCUGGUGCAUGGACGAGUACUGGUACUACAGCAUCUUCACGCUGUUCAUGCUGCUCCUCUUUGAGGGCACCGUCGUCUCGAGCCGCCUGCGCACGCUGCAGGAGCUGCGCCGCGUUAGAGUCGACUCACAAGGCCUCAUGGUCUUCAGGGCGCACCGAUGGAUCCGUCUCCAGGGCGACCAGCUCGUCCCUGGCGACUUGGUGUCAAUCGGCCGCCCCACAGGCCCGGGCGCCGAGGAGCGCACCGUUCCCGGGGACCUUCUACUUCUGGCCGGCACGGCGAUCGCGAACGAGGCGCUGCUGACCGGCGAAAGCACACCCCAGUGGAAGACGCCGAUUCUCGACGAGGAUCCGAAACAGCAGCUGAGCAUACGGAGAGAUAAAGUGCAUGUGCUGUUCGGCGGAACGAAGGUUUUGCAGCACACGGGUGACAAGUCGGCACCCGUGCGGACGCCGGACGGGGGGUGCCUCGCAGUAGUGCUGCGGACGGGGUUCGACACGAGCCAGGGGAAGCUCAUGCGGACCAUCCUGUUCUCGCAGGAGCGCGUGUCGGCCAACAACUGGGAGAGCGGCCUCUUCAUCCUCUUCCUCGUCUUCUUCGCGCUCGCGGCCGCGUACUACGUCCUCAUCAAGGGCCUCGAAGACCCCAACCGCAGCCGCUACAAGCUGCUCCUCAACUGCUCGCUCAUCAUUACGUCAGUCAUCCCCCCGGAACUCCCGAUGGAGCUCAGCAUCGCGGUGAACACGUCGCUCAUCGCGCUCGCGCGCCGCGGGAUCUUCUGCACGGAGCCGUUCCGGAUUCCGUUCGGCGGAAAGGUCGACGUGUGCUGCUUCGACAAGACGGGGACGCUUACCAGCGAUGAUAUGGAGUUUCUGGGCGUGACGGGGCUGGACGGGAAGCAGGAAACCGGGGAGGCGAAUGGAGGGCCCGGGGGCAGCUGCUCCGAGGAGCUUAUUUCCGACCCGGCGACCCUCCCCGAGCUGUCCGUCUUCACCCUUGCCGCGUGCCACUCGCUCGUCUUCGUCGACGGGAAGCAGGUGGGGGAUCCCCUUGAGCAAGCAGCGCUGAAGGGCGUCGGUUGGAGCUACACGCAGGACGAGCGCGCGCUGGCCAAGACUGGGAAGGGCCCGCAGCGGGGCGCGCAGAUUGUACACCGGUUCCAUUUUGCGAGCCACCUAAAGCGCAUGUCGGUGCUCGCGAAGCUGCUGGAGGUGCCGCGGGAGCUGGCCGAGGGCUACUUUGUGCUGGUCAAGGGCGCCCCCGAGACCAUCCAGGAACGCCUGGCCCACGUGCCCGCCGGCUACGAGGCCGCGUACAAGCGCUUCACGCGGCAGGGCUCGCGCGUUCUGACGCUCGCGUACAAGCACCUCCCCGACAUGCCCGUCGGCGACCUCCGCUCGCUCGAGCGCGACGCCGCAGAAUCUGACCUCACGUUCGCAGGGUUCGCUGUCUUCGCGUGCCCGCUGCGGAACGAUUCCGCAGAUGCGCUGUUGAGCCUGAAGAACUCGAGCCACGAGCUGGUGAUGAUCACGGGGGAUCAAGCGCUCACGGCGUGCCACGUGGCAGCCCAGGUGCACAUCGUAGACCGGCCGGUGCUGAUCCUGACGGAGCGGAAGACGGGGGGUUGGGAGUGGUUGUCGCCGGAUGAGGCGACUGCGGUGGAGUACGAGAAGGAAGGCGUGGAGGAGAUUGCGUGCGAGUAUGACCUCUGUGUGGCGGGCAAGGGGAUCGAGAUGCUGCAGCAAACAGGCGCCCUCCCGAGCGUCAUUCCCCGGACCCAGGUCUUCGCCCGGGUCGCCCCCGAGCAAAAGGAGCUUAUUCUCACCACGCUCAAGGAGUCCGGGCGCACCGCGCUGAUGUGCGGGGACGGCACAAACGACGUGGGUGCGCUGAAACAGGCCCACGUGGGGGUGGCGCUCUUGAAUGCGCCGAUGCCAAAGAAGAAGGAGAAGAAAGAGGAGCCGGCGAGAACGGAGAGUGGGGCGUUGGCGGGGCCGUCGGAAGGGCCAGAGAAGAAGAGCCGAAAGAAAGAGAUUGUGCCGUCAACCGGUCCCGACGGCCGCGGCAAGGAGCUCUCCCCGAGCGCCGCCCGGCUCAAGGCCCGCCAAGACAAACUUGCAAAGCAGCAGCAGCAUCUACAGGAGCAGCUGGCGAAGCUGAAAGAGGAAGGGGAGCCCAAUAUGGUGCGCCUGGGGGACGCGUCCAUGGCGGCCGCGUUCACGGCCAAGCACGCGAGCGUCAUGCCCACGACCGACAUCAUCCGGCAGGGGCGAUGCACGCUUGUCACCACGCUGCAGAUGUUCAAGAUCCUGGGCCUCAACUGCCUGGCAACGGCUUACGUGCUGAGCGUGAUGUACCUGGACGGCGUGAAGCUGGGCGACGUGCAGGCGACGAUCGGGGGCAUGUUCACCGCGGCCUUCUUCAUGUUCCUCUCCAACGCCAAGCCCCUCGAGACGCUCUCGCGCGAGCGGCCGCACCCCAACAUCUUCUCGCUGUACGUCAUCCUGUCGUUGCUGGGCCAGUUCGCCAUCCACAUCACGUUCCUGAUCACGGCCGUGCGCGGCGCGGCCGCCUACAUGCCGGAGCAGUGCAUCGAGCCGGACUCUAGCUUCAGCCCCAACCUAGUUAACACCGUCUCCUACAUGGUCAACAUGAUGAUCCAGGUGGCAACUUUUGCGGUGAACUACGUGGGCCACCCGUUCAACGCGAGCAUCACCGAGAACAAGCCCUUCUACUACGCGCUCCUUUCGGCCGGCGUCUUCUUCUGGGUGCUCACGUCGGACACCAUUCGGCCCCUGAACGACUACAUGGAGCUCGUGCCCUUGCCCCGGGACUUCGGCAACACGCUGCUCCUCAUGUCCGCCUUGGACUUUGCGCUCGCCUAUUUUUUGGAGAGGGUGCUUCGCAAGCUGCUCCCAGCAAAGAUACCGAGCAGCCACAAGGGUCAGUCAAGUAAAGCGGAUAAAAACCUGCUCGAAGCGAAGAAAGUCAAUUAGCCCACGAUUAUUCAUCUUUAAGGCGCCUGGCCCAUGAUCGGUCUUGGUGCUGGCAAUCGUUGCACAAGUCUAUUCCGGAUGCGAGUCACAAGUGGAAACAAGGCUUCUGAGGUUGAGAAUCAUAAUCGUGCAGGCCAAAACCUGUACAUGUACCAUUCUUGCAAUUUAAUGAACACCGUAUCUGCUCGGGCAAAUAAAUUCCUUGACGAUCAACUAAGUUCGUACAUUCUACGAGAUGCAUGGCCGG